AUGGCUACAGAAAAUGCUCAGCCUACUACAGAUUCAGCGAUAAGAUUUGAAAAAACUACAGAUUUAACCACCUUAUUUGCAGGAGCACGAGACGUGCCUCCCCAGAGUUAUGGGCGAGUGCAACAACUACGUGAUGACGGUAAUCAUAAAUCUACACAUAUGCAAAAACAACAAGGCUACGGGCAGAGACAGCGACUGCAAGAAGAAGAUAAUUCUGACCCGGGGUACCCACAGCAACCUAGAACUUUCACGAAUCAAAACCGACCCUAUCUUAGAGGUAAUCGAGGCAGAAGUAACGGUCGCGGAAGAGGUAGAGGCCGAGGACGAGGUUACUAUAACAAUAAUAGUUAUAACCCACCCGCGGCACCUAUCUUGUAUAAUUACGUGCCUCAGCAGUAUCAGUUACCUAUACGGCAGCAACCACAACAACAACAAAAUAAUGGCCCUUUGAAUAAAGGCAAUCCGACUGCUUUAUACAGAAAUAAUAUAUCUAUGUCAUUUCAGGAUCGGCAAAAUAAUAAUCCGGUCACAAGUAAUAAUAGCAAUACGUUAAAAAACUCGUUUCAGAAUCAACAUUAUCGCAAUGACAGUAAUCAGUAUCAAGCAUAUUUAAAUAAAAUCGGCAACCAAUCGCAUCGUAAUAAACUCAGUAACACUGAUCGGAAUACUCCUAAUAAUCCGGAUUAUAGAUAUCCAAAUAAUCCGAAUCAGGCGAUUAGUAAAGAGGCGGUACGGUCAAUUCAAGACGAUUAUGAUGAAGAUCUAAUAUUUCAAGAUCAACAGUAUACAUAG
Messenger RNA from Didymodactylos carnosus, 792 nucleotides. The record is from the annotation of a GenBank genome assembly. NCBI's taxonomy places the organism in Eukaryota, Metazoa, Rotifera, Eurotatoria, Philodinida, Philodinidae.